AUGAAACUCUUUGCCCUCCUGCUGCUGGCCAGCUGGGUGUCCACAUCUCUCGCCAUCCUUAAGGAGCCAGAAGAUGAAAUCGACAUGGAGGCUCAUCCCACAGCUGCCUCUGCCCAGUUCAUCAUCAGCAACCCCCGGGUCUCCAAGAAGGACCUUUCUAAGGAGGCUUCCAUCUCCAGUGAAGAGCUGGUUUCUGAAGAGAAUGUUGUGAUCCGAUCUGCCAGGACACCACGGAAAUAGAACCUCCAGCUGCCUGACCCCAUACCCCAGGAGCAGAGUUUCAGAAACAGUGCCCUUCAAUCAGAGGAGACCACAGGAUUCACUCCCAGGGCUGCCACCACCUCAGAGGGAAAAUUGGCUAAACUCAGCCAUAAAAUCGGGAAGAAUUUGGAAAACACAGUGAAAGAAACCAUGAACUAUCUGAAAAGCCUACUCCCUCAGGCCUCUGAAGUCAUGAGGCCCUAA
Molecule: messenger RNA, 465 nt
Organism: Phacochoerus africanus (Common warthog)
Lineage: Eukaryota; Metazoa; Chordata; Mammalia; Artiodactyla; Suidae
Product: glycosylation-dependent cell adhesion molecule 1-like
Exons: 4
Source: RefSeq, a predicted model, not a curated record